Messenger RNA from Periophthalmus magnuspinnatus, 2078 nucleotides. It is a transcript of the gene cercam, whose product is annotated as cerebral endothelial cell adhesion molecule. The transcript has 12 exons. The record is from RefSeq and is a predicted model, not a curated record. Lineage: Eukaryota; Metazoa; Chordata; Actinopteri; Gobiiformes; Gobiidae. The coding region runs from base 130 to 1902 and encodes 590 amino acids.
GAUGACUUUUCGGUGUAGGCAGAACGCUAAAGAGGGGGGUUGAAGUUUUGGGAAAGCCCUUCUUCAAGUGCUGACGCGUACAGGGGGAACGUGCAAUAGAGUCUCAAGCUUCGUGGGUCUACUUUAGCCAUGCUACUUCACUGUCUGUUGAUCUGGACUCUUUUGACUAAAACUGAUGGAUACUUCUCGGAGGAAAAGUACCCAGAGGAGUCUAAAAUGCAGCCUCCCACCGUGGUCAUCGCUAUCAUUGCCCGAAACACUGCUCACUCACUGCCUUUCUACCUCGGAGCACUGGAAAGACUGACCUAUCCUAAAGAACGCAUCUCAAUAUGGGCAGCCACAGACCAUAACUCUGACAACACCACAGCUAUACUUAAAGAAUGGCUGACUGUUAUGCAGAAGUAUUACCAUUAUGUGGAAUGGAGACCGAUGGACCAGCCCACGUCUUAUGCAGGUGAACUGGGUCCUAAACACUGGCCAAUCAGCAGAUAUGAGUACGUGAUGAAGCUGAAGCAGGCAGCACUGAACUUUGCGAGGAAACACUGGGCUGACUACAUAUUGUACGCUGACACAGACAAUAUCCUCACCAACCCAGAAACACUCAACUUGAUGAUAGCUGAGAACAAGUCAGUUAUCGCCCCUAUGCUGGACUCACAGGGAGCAUACUCCAACUUCUGGUGUGGCAUUACUCCACAGGGCUACUAUCGCCGAACUGCUGAGUAUUUUCCCACCAGAAACCGGAAUAAACUCGGCUGCUUCCCAGUGCCCAUGGUCCACUCCACAAUGCUCCUGGAUCUGAGGAAAGAGGACAUGAAGAAACUGGCUUUCUUCCCUCCACACAAAGACUACUCCUGGCCCUAUGAUGACAUCAUUGUUUUUGCCUUCUCUUGUCGGGCAGCAGAAAUCCAGAUGUAUUUGUGCAAUAAGGAGCGUUAUGGUUAUCUGAAUGUACCACCUAAACCUCACCAGACCUUGGAAGAUGACCGGCUCAACUUUGUUCAUCUCCAUUUAGAAUCUAUGAUUGAUGGUCCACCCAUGUCGCCAUCUCGUCACGUCCACAUGUUCCCCAAACAGAGAGACCUCAUGGGAUUUGAUGAAAUAUUUCUCAUAAAUCUUCAGCGUCGCCCUGAUCGCAGAGACAGGAUGUUAUAUUCUCUGAAUGAGUUGGAAAUUGAUGUGAAGGUGGUGCCUGCUGUGGAUGGAAAUGCCUUGAACAGUAGUGAUAUAAAGAUUCUGGGAGUGGACCUCCUGCCUGGUUAUCAUGACCCAUUCUCUGGACGCACUCUAACCAAAGGAGAAGUGGGCUGCUUUCUGAGCCAUUUCUUCAUCUGGAAGGAGAUUGUGGACGUUCAAAUGGACAAAGCUCUGAUCUUUGAAGAUGACAUCAGAUUCCAAGCUAACUUCAAACGCAGAGUACUCAGAUUGAUGGAGGAGGUGGAGCAGGCAGAGUUGGACUGGGACAUUAUAUACUUGGGCAGAAAGAAGGUCAUCCUUGGAGAAGAGGAGCCUGUGGAGCACGUCCAUAAUUUGGUGUGGGCAGACUACUCUUUCUGGACUCUGUCUUACGCCAUCUCUCUACAAGGAGCACAAAAACUGCUCAAUGCUGAACCACUUUCCAAAAUGCUACCAGUUGAUGAAUUCCUUCCCAUCAUGUAUGACAAGCAUCCCAAUGAGGAUUACAAAUCCCAUUUCCUCAAUAGAAAUUUACAAGCCUUCAGCACACGCCCCCUGCUGGUUGAGCCAAGUAAAUAUGCAGGUGAUCCGGAGUGGGUGAGUGACACGGAGACGUCCACUUUAUGGGAUGAUGAUUCAGUGCGCACUGAUUGGAGAGGUUCACACAAGAUGCUCAAAGGAUCAUCACCACCAGAGAUGCUGUCCAGUGGCUACAGGGACGAACUUUAGAGAAAACCUCAAGCGCUGGGAAGAGCAUAGAGUCUAAAUGUUAAAGGGAUGCAAAGACUAAAGAGGAAAGAGAAAAUGUGUUUGCACAUAGCCUUUACAACUGGACAUCGAUGAAACAUGUAAAAGUGGUUUGCUCUAUGGAGAGAAAUGUUUUUUCAAAUAUAAUUAUGGACAUU